Messenger RNA from Xenia sp. Carnegie-2017, 2331 nucleotides. Its product is annotated as inositol-3-phosphate synthase 1-A-like. The record is from RefSeq and is a predicted model, not a curated record. Gene Ontology annotation, molecular function: inositol-3-phosphate synthase activity. The coding region runs from base 424 to 2055 and encodes 543 amino acids. The transcript has 2 exons. Gene Ontology annotation, biological process: inositol biosynthetic process; phospholipid biosynthetic process. Lineage: Eukaryota; Metazoa; Cnidaria; Anthozoa; Malacalcyonacea; Xeniidae. Gene Ontology annotation, cellular component: cytoplasm.
GAAGUUAAUAUAAUAAUUUCGCGCUAACUUAGCGUUUAGCAAAUAUAUCGCAUCGUCAAAAUUUGCGACAUGCGAACUUAUGGCUUUCCGAAAGAGGUAUAGCAACUAAUUCCAAGGUUUUCAUAAACCUUUGGCUGCUGGCUUGGCGUUUAAUAUACAUUUGCCUUGAACGGCAUUCGCCAUGUUGUGAACAGAUAGAGAACAGUUUGCUUCUCUCAUUAAAUGGAAUGCUUAUAUAAUUUGGAGCAAAUGGGCGAAUCGCCCUUGAAUACGCCACAGCCAAACAAGUUUUCCCCGAGACCGGAAAUGACGUGUGACUUGUUAUUGUACGAGAAGGACAGUAUAUAAACAUUCGACCGCCAUUGUAAAGUACAUUCAAAUUUUGAACCCAUCUUUUGUAAGACGUGUGUCAAUCGUUGAGAAAUGGCCUUUACAGUCACUAGUCCAAACGUCGUGUACACUGACGAGUACAUUGAAAGUCUUUAUCACUACGAAACUUCAGAAGUACGACAACGUGGUGCGAAAAUUGAAGUAAUUCCCAAGAAGACCGUUUACACGUUCAAAACAGAACGCAAAGUUCCCAAGCUAGGUUGCAUGCUCGUUGGUUGGGGUGGCAACAAUGGCACCACGCUUACGGCCUCUGUUUUGGCCAAUAAAUUGGGUCUAACAUGGAAUACGAAGUCGGGAACAAUGAAAUCGAACUACACUGGUUCGGUCACUCAAGCAUCGACAGUGAGCUUAGGCACAGGGCCAGAUGGCGAAGUCUUCGUUCCAUUAAAAGCCAUUUUGCCGAUGGUGGAGCCGAACGACAUCAUCUUCGAUGGAUGGGACAUUAAUUCUAUGAAUAUAGCAGACGCUAUGCAAAGAGCCGAAGUACUUGACUACGAUUUGCAACGACAGCUGCGUCCAUAUCUCGAGAAGCUGAAACCUCGCCCAUCAAUUUAUUGUCCUGACUUUAUUGCAGCGAAUCAAGCUGAUCGGGCUGAUAAUAUCCUCAAGGGCAACAAAGCAACGAUGGUCGAGCAAAUCCGCGCUGACAUACGUGAUUUUAAGGCAAAAAAUCAAGUAGAUAAGGUGAUUGUUCUUUGGACUGCGAACACGGAGAGAUUCUGCGAUAUUCGAGUGGGGUUAAACGACACUGCGGAGAGUUUGCUUACAUCGAUAGCAAACAACGAAGACGAAGUAUCACCUUCCUCGUUGUUCGCCGUUGCCAGUAUUUUGGAGGGCUGUUCUUACAUUAACGGGUCGCCUCAGAACACUUUCGUUCCUGGUGUGGUCGCAUUAGCGGAAAAAUACCAAACAUUCCUUGGUGGGGAUGACUUUAAAUCGGGUCAAACAAAGAUCAAGUCGGUCCUGGUUGAUUUCCUUGUAAGUGCUGGAAUCAAACCUGUUUCGAUUGUUAGCUACAAUCAUCUUGGUAACAAUGAUGGCAAAAAUCUGUCUUCGGCAAAGCAGUUCCGAUCCAAGGAAAUCUCGAAGAGUAAUGUAGUGGAUGACAUGGUCAACUCAAACCCAAUCCUCUACAAUAAAGGCGAGAAACCUGAUCAUUGUGUUGUGAUCAAGUAUGUACCAUAUGUUAAAGAUAGCAAACGAGCCAUGGAUGAAUACACCUCAGAAAUCUUCAUGAAUGGCACCAACACCCUCGUUAUCCAUAACACAUGUGAAGACUCCCUGUUGGCUGCCCCCAUCAUCCUUGAUCUUGUUAUCCUUUGUGAAGUCUGCGAGAGAAUCAAGUUCCGUGCUGGUGGUGAUACCAAAUUCCAGAGCUUCAACACAAUCCUGUCUAUUCUCAGUUAUCUUCUCAAAGCACCUUUGGUGCCGAGUGGUACACCUGUGGUAAAUGCUCUGUUUCGCCAACGUGCCUGUAUUGAGAACAUUUUCCGUGCCUGUGUUGGACUUGCACCUCAGAACAACAUGCUAUUGGAGCACAAACAUUCCACUGCUGCUACAUCUCAUACAAAAAGUACUGAAGUCUAUGAUGGGGUCUACAAAAUUAAUGGACUCAAACCUGAUCUUCCCUCAUCACAAAUUCCAUCAUUGAAGUCAAUGGUUUAGUUAUUGACAUUUAUUACUUUCUAAGGUUUGACAGUGUUUUGUUCUUGCCUUUUCUUGUUGCUAGAAAUUGUUCCACGUUUAUGUGUCUUAUAGUUCUAAGCUAUUUAUUGCUCAUAAAGCUUGCUUCAAAUCAAAAGUGAAAGCUAUCACUUAUAUGCUAACGUUUGCAUGGCGUUCUUUGGAAUUGUAUGUAUUGAAAGAUUUAUUUUAAAAAUAAGCAGAGUUAACACAUUGUAGUUAAGUGAAGAGAUUUAUAAACAUACUUUCUGUAUGGCA